Anopheles funestus (African malaria mosquito) is the source of this 5134-nucleotide messenger RNA. It is a transcript of the gene lin, whose product is annotated as protein lines. The transcript has 2 exons. The coding region runs from base 950 to 3979 and encodes 1009 amino acids. NCBI's taxonomy places the organism in Eukaryota, Metazoa, Arthropoda, Insecta, Diptera, Culicidae. The record is from RefSeq and is a predicted model, not a curated record.
GAAGUGUAGAACGAAGUGGACAUUGUUGCCGUUUGUGUCGCUGUAGGAAAACGGUCGUUUGGUAGAAGUUUUCCCCUCAAGGGGAACCAUACACGAGCAUUCGAAGCAACAAGUGGGAAGUAUUGCAUUGGCAGUGAAGAAUAUCAUUCCCUGGCCGAUAGAACCGUGGCCGAAAUUAUCUACUGUACGGGCUGGUGAAUGGUGAAAACAAAAUCUUUUACUGGCGUAAAACGCAGCACGGUGCGUUACAAAAAUCUUGCGCGGCAAGCCGUGUCGUUCGUCCAUGCAAAAAGGAAAUAUUUUGAAAGUGCUACUGUUUUUUGACACUUACACAUUCACUCACACACAGCGAGGUGCGCGUUGAUGCUGGCGGUGGUGUGCGUGCGUGUGCUAUAGUAGUGUGUGUGGUUUUUGGGUAAAGUGUGGAAGGGAGGGGUGUAGCAAGGGCAGCAGUUUGUGCGACGCGUUCAAGAUCGGUGUGUGAAGAGGAUCGACCGAUCGAAAGAGUGAACGAGAUCGUGAAGCACGAGAACGAAAGAGAGAAAAAGAGAGAACGCCCCGCGGUCGUGCUGGCGUGUGGUGUUAGGGUUGUGGGAGCGUAUUGGUGACCGUCGCAUACUUGAUCGCAUAGUUCAGCAAACGUUAAAGGCAAGCCGAAAGGCAGCGCGCUAGCUUUCAUUCAUUCAAUCUUUUCCGCCGUGCACUCGCAUCGAUGCUUAUGGAAUGGAAUACAUUAUGAUGGUAGGUCUUUCGUCAUGCAUUCGAUCGCACUAAACGCUGCAUAUGCCGCCAGUUGGCACAGAGUCCAACGAGAUCGAAGAACGCAUAAGCUCGCACGGUGAACGGCGCCCGAAUCGAGAGAAACCGUCGAUCCUCUUUAGUGACGUGACGAACAAUAAAAACAAACCCCACCCCCCCAUCAAAACGAAUGUAGCUGCUGAUCCUGCGGAUGGUACUGCAGAACGAAAGUAAAUCGAUAAAGGGUCUGGUACCCGUGCACGACGGUGGUAAUGGUGACAGUAUUGAGACGGACAGCAUUAUGGACAGCAACGUAAAUGGCCCGUCUGAUGCGGGCCACCACUCAACAACGGGUGGCGGGAGUAGUGGAGGAGGAGGAGGAAGUAUAGCUACGUCGAACGGUGGCACAGUAGAACGAAUGUCCCACGAACAACCCGUGAUCAAGCGGCAGCGAAUAGAGCACGAUCGUGGUAACAGUACCGAUGCGGGAGGAGGAGGAACAGUAGGAGCAGGUAACACUCACCAACAUGGACAAGGUAGCUUGGGUAAUAGUCCCGAAACUCGAGCUAAUGGUAUGGCAACGACUAGUACAACGCCUGCGAGUUCCAGCGGGAACUCAUCGAACGCAUCGUCCGCCUGUUCAUCCUCUACGUCUCUUUCAUCCUCGCCUUCCUGCUCCUCGACAAAAUUAGUUCCGUCCUCGUUAGAUCAUUCUUCGGACGAUGAACAGCAGCAACAUUCCAUCGCAAAGCCGUUGGUACACGGGUCGAAUGUGACACACCCGGAACACCCCGCCGAAGAUUAUCAUGCCGCUUUUCAGGAAGCGAUUGGACGGCAAUGUCUGUGUACGAUCGAUUCCAGCGUGCUGGUGUUGUCGUUUAAGGCGCAUCGUAGUACGUACAACCACGCGGCGGUCCAGUCGGAUGGUAUCGCGGACUCUGCACCACCACCACUGUCCGAAUGGCCGUUCGAGCAUUUGCUGAAAUUCCUAUCGAACGUACAGCUACUGUUCGAUACGUACUUGAAGCAGAACAUUAAGGGUAACAUCUGCGCGGGCGUGAUGGAGCUCUGUAACUAUCUCAUCCGAAGCGAUGACCAUCCGCACCUGCAACAUCCGCAUUUACGCCUGUACAGGGUUAACAGUCCCACUUUUGCGGGGUUCCCAGCAUUAGACAUCGAUGAGCUGAUCGGGUUGUGUAGCUGCAACAACAAGUAUGUUAGUUAUUUGGCGGGCCGCAUACUCUCCUCCUUUCUGAUCAUCGUCAAAGACGAUCCAGACGAUGACCGGUGGUUGGAAAAGAUUGUGGCGAAUCUGUUUGACUUCGGCCAUUUGGAUCUGCAUGCGGUACGAAAGAUCAACGCAAGUCUUGAGGUGAUCAAGCGAAUCGUCGAAUGGAAGGACGAAACCGAACAUCCGCUCGAGGAGGAAGCAGCGGGUGGUGCGUCGGGUGGUGGUGGCGGUACCGGUGGUCCCGCCGAAUGGUCUUCCCCGGGCGGAGGAUCAAGCUCCGGAAAUGUAGGAGUUGUAGCUGCGGGAGCACCAUCACUGGCGGAUAAUUACUUCGCAACGCAUUACGCAUCGCACCAGUACGCGAACGAUGACGGUGCGUCGAGAAACAUUUUCCACCCGGCGGGUGGAAUGUCCGGCGAAUCAUCAUCUACCUCGUCGCCAUCGUCCUCCGGUACGGCAUUGGCUUCGGCGACCAAAGCAUCGGAACCACCGGCGGCAUCUAGUCAUCCAGGUACGCACAGUACUAACCAUCCACUGCUAGCGGGAGGCGAAGGUACGGGACCGUGCCGGUACAUCACGCUUACCGACUCGGAAAGCUUCGACACGACGCGCAUCAAGUUCGAAACGAUCAACAUACUCGGUGGCAAAUGGUCCGCGCUGGUUAAGCACAUCAGUUCGCUGAUACGGGCGCAGGCAAACAGCACGAACCCGGCCGUGAUGGUUGCGACCGAAACCUGCAUCCUAACGUUUCUUCGACUGUGGGAAAGUAUUAUCAGUGUGAAGGCGAACCUUUCGGUGGUGGAGACGCAACCAUUCCAUUCGCAGCUGGAUAGCUUCCAGCUGCUGCUGCUCGUCACGAAGAAUGCGGUCAUUUAUAGGCAAAUGUUAACGCUGUUUAAUGAGGCGCUCUGUUACGGCAGUACGCUAGCAUUGCAGGAUCUCAUCCCGGAGGAGGUUGGUAGCCUGGCGCAUAACAUCGUACGUUCGGUAAAGGACUAUCGGAUAUUGGACAAGAUGCCCAAAUCGUCGUACAGCAAUCAUCUCGGCUUUCUUGGAUAUCAGGGUGAGAUUGUACGCUACCAAAACAGACGGCUAGCAAGGUUGCAUGAUCAGACGACCGGUAGCGGGAGUGUGCCAUCGCAACAACCGACGGUGGUAGCUACACCCGAAACGUGUUACGAUCGCACAUUGCUGCAGAAGAUGGCUUUGCUGGUGUUGAAGGCGGUCGCUGUCAUUGUGAAGGAGAUCCGGUGCGAUUCCAGUGAUUCUAGCGUCGAUAGCAGUGACUUCGACAUGCAGGAGAUACAGAUGAUCGAGCGCAGCAUCCGGGACGUGGUGAAGAAGCUGGAAACGUUUCUGAAGGCACAGCUGGAGUUUCAUCCCGAGAGCCACUUCAGCAAGGUGCUGAUACACCUGUUCGACGAUCAGGACGACUAUCUGGUGGAGGCGAUGGUGUGCACGCUGGACGUGACAUCGGGCAUCUCCUUCCGGAACAAUGCGUUCCCGGAGCUGAUCGCGAUGCUGAACCCAGUGUACACGUUUAUCGAGUUCUCCAACCUUGGACCUAACAUUACGCAUCUGUUUCUCGAUCUGCUGAUCAGCCCGGAAACGUGCUUUCUGCUCUUUCUGCUACGCUUUCUGAAGUACAUCCGGCAGAACUGGGCAAUGUUUACGCAGAGCUGCUACAACUACUACCGGCACAAUAGUUACAGCAAUGCGGCAACGUUGCUGCAACACCGGUUACGUGCGGCAACCGGUAGCAGCGCCGGUUUGGUGUCGGGUGCAAACGUUGCGAACGCUUCCAGUCAUGGAGGCGACCAUUCUAACGCGGCAGUUGCCGGUGGAACUAAUGCGAAUGUCAUACUGGACAGUGUUAUGACGGUGCUGAUUAGCUUACGGUUGCAGAUCAGUCGGCUCGUUGCCGACACACUGUUUCCCUACAACAUCACACCGAUUUUGAGAUUAAUCGAAAACUGCGAAAGUCUUUACGAGGGUAACGAGCUGAGCUGAAGUGUAGCGGGACGAAUUUCAGAAUGUGUCUCCUCAGAAGUUUUUGGGAGAUAUUCGAUUUGCCGUUACACCGUUCUUCUCACAGCGAGGUUUAGGAUCGGACAAACGAAAUAUGUAAUAUACCUAACCGUACGCUUUCCAAUUCUCCCGUAGAAAUUAUGCAACAAAAGUACAAUUGUUUAACAACGCAUCGAAAUGUGCGUGCCUUAAGCGAUAAGCGCUCUCUUUCUGUGUAUGUUUCCAACAUUUCUCUCUCUUUUUGGCACGCCGGAAUGUUUUUUUUUGCUUUUCACACCUUUUGCAAAUGGAUCGAAUCCAUUCCAUAGUUCGAUACGUGUCUAUUCUAUCGAUUAGUUUUUAGAUUUGUGGAACUGAAUUGUACAAUGCUCACCAAACGCUCUGUUUAUAUGCGCGUUCUACGUAGGAAUAUUGCAAAAUGGCCGCAAAGUUCGUCUUUCGCUAGCGAAACUGUUGGUUUUAUGUACAUACCAUGUAGAUAAGUGUUUUACCUUUACGUGCAGUCUUCCAUUGCAAUUCCAGUGUGUGUUUUUUUUUUGUUUACUGAAAACAAUUAGGGGAGGGACGCUGCAAUCAACCCGCAAAGAAAGCAAACGUCCACUAUUCAAUAAUUCCCACUAAUAAGGUGCUGUCGAAUGCUAAUCUUGCCGAUUGAUGAUGUUGUUCUUUUAUUGCCCAACAAGACCACUCACUCACUGUACAAAACUAGUUCAGCGCAUACGCAGAGACGGUAGACGGAAACGAAAAACCCCUGUAACCUUACCUGUAGGCUAGACAAUGAAGUGUGUAAACUUUACGGUAGAAAGUUUUAGUUUAAUUUAUAUGUGCUAUACAAGUGCCUGAAUUAGGUGCCUUUUUUAUAUUAACGAACCACCCAGCCUACACUUUGUCUGUUCUGUCCGCGUAAUGUGUGAGUGUAUUUUAUUUUUGCGCCACACGUUGAUCACACGUACGUUAAUUUAAUUUAUCCAUUCAAAAGAACGCAUGUUUUUGCCGCCGACUCUCUGUCUCGCUGUACAUAAGGUUUAAUGCGGUGGAAACUUACGCGAGCAGAGCUGGGACGGAGGUGUGGACAUAUCGUAUCGAACAGGGACCCUCCAGCAUUAGAUUGUAAUAAACUAUUUAAUUGAUUUUUAA